Messenger RNA from Crotalus tigris (Tiger rattlesnake), 2885 nucleotides. RefSeq names its product Bcl2 modifying factor (gene BMF). The record is from RefSeq and is a predicted model, not a curated record. The coding region runs from base 543 to 1124 and encodes 193 amino acids. Gene Ontology annotation, biological process: positive regulation of apoptotic process; apoptotic process; negative regulation of autophagy. NCBI's taxonomy places the organism in Eukaryota, Metazoa, Chordata, Lepidosauria, Squamata, Viperidae. Gene Ontology annotation, cellular component: myosin complex. The transcript is spliced from 6 exons.
GUGUGGUGCUAGCGGCGGCGGCGGCGUCUCAGGUUGCAGCCCGGGGACUUUCCGGCUCCCGCUCUUUCCGCUGGCGGCUCUUGUUGGCGCUUCAGGAGCGGACCAGAUGAAAAGCGGGAUCCGUUUAGGAGGGUUCGCAGAUCGCCGCUUUGAAUAGGUGACCAAGGGCUCCCGUCUCUUGUCUCCGGGGUCCGAUCGGAAGCUUCUGCAACUGUUCUGCCCAGGCAGAGGCGCAAGUCGGGGCAACAGCCAUCUGUCAACAAGCAAAGUCAAUGGAGAAGUUGGCAGGAACUCACAAAUUGGGGUCAAGUGACAUCACACUUAAGAACCUGUGGUGAUUCGCUUAACAAUUACAGCCAGAAGUGACAAACUGAUUGUUCCAAAACCUUCUUAUCAAUUAGGAGCUCAUCUUUUGUUCCUCUGCUGUGUGGGCAAUUUGCUCUCUGCUCAGGUGGAAAAAGCUUGUUUUUAACUAAAUGCUGCUGGACUUCAUCAGCUACCAUACCAGUUGGCAAUUUGAAAGUUGUUGAUAAGCAGGGGAAAUGGAUCCCCCCGUUUACCUGGAAGAUGAUUUUUCCCAUUUGGAUGGCCUGGAUGACGAUGUGUUCCACUCGGAUGAUUGUGAACUGGUCAGUCAGUCCAGCAAAAUGGCCUUUCGUGGCAUUUUCACCCAAAGCAAAUCUUACAACUGCCUCCUGGGCAGGUUCCAGCUCUUCCCACUUGCACACUGUUGUGGCCCAGGCAGCAAGCAUGCCAGACAACAGGACAAGGCAACACAGACCCUCAAUGCAUCCUCUUCCAGCCAGGAUAUCAUGUUACCUUGUGGAGUCACUGAAGAGCCUCAGAGACUCUUUUAUGGAAACGCUGGAUACCGUUUACAUGUCCAACCAAUUGGUUUCACAUUGAAUCCACAUCUCCAGGAGGAACCUCAGGAAAGUCUGCAGGAAUUGCGUACCGAAGUUCAGAUUGCACGGAAGUUACAGUGCAUUGCAGAUCAGUUCCACAGGCUUCAUCUACAGAGGCACCAGCAGAACAGAAAUCAGGUCUGGUGGCAGAUCCUUCUCUUCCUCCACAACUUGGCCUUGAACGUGGAAGCAAACAGACAACGUGUGGGUCAGAGGUGAGAUCUGCCCUGCCUCUUCCAGGUUCCAUCCAGUCUGCUGGGAGCACCAAACAAACCCAGGUUACAAAUGCGCAUGCCACUGGACAGAUGUGAGGUUCCUGUGGACCUGAGGGUGCUUGUUGUACAAAAGACUUGUUUUCAAUGGACUUGCCUUCUGACUCCCUUGUCUUCUGUGGUGGGGAGCUUUGGUCCAACACUGUUGAAGAAACAUCUUCCCAAGUUGUGUGGCUUAUAAUCAAGGUGCAAGGAGGAACUAAUGUAAGGAAGCUUUGCAUGAGUUGGUGAUGGACUGUUGGUGAUGUUUUGGGUUUGAGGUUUGGGGCAACUACCAGAUUCCUGAUCAGUAAACUUUGAAGAAACUCUGUAAACAGCAACUGUGAAGCAGCAUAUAGAGUAUGUAUGACUGAAUCUUGACAUUUUAAAUAAUGGAGAUACUGGUGUAAACAAGGAGUGAGUCUUGAAUACGUAAUAACACACAAUCAUUACACUCAGGAACAUAUGGGCUCCUCUCCUGUCUUUCAAUUCAAGUCAGGAAAAUGAAAUAUAAACAGUACUUUCUUAUCAAAUGUAACUUUCUUUACUACUCUAAAGCAGUAAUCCUUGUACUAAUAAGCCAUUAUCCAAACAAUAGGAUUUCUUAGAUUACUUCCCUAAGGAGAGAAAGAAAAGUUCGUCCUCGGAGAGAGAAAUUCAGCCUCACAAGGAUUUUCCCUAAAGCUGCAAACUGCCUGCAGUUGGUACUAUGAAGGCCGGGAUGGGGGUGGGGGCUGGGUUGCUAGGAGAGGCCCUGCUUUCCACUGUCCUCAUAUGCCAACACGCCUCUAAAAUGGGUAGGAUCAUGGCAGCCUGGAGCUUGCACCAUCCUUUUUCUUCCCCACUGGAAUCAUUGGGAGGGACAAGGAAAGGAAAAUCCUCUUUUGGGAGGAUCCAGCUGACAUAAGCCGUUAGAAUUACAGAAGCAGCAUUCAGCUACUUUGGCUUCUCUCUUUUCUUAAGUCUAAACAUCUAACAGAAUUAGUUUAAGUUAGCAGAGAAAAGUGCUUUAAUUUUACAUAAACCCUCAUUUAUGAUCAUAUUCAAUAUCAGAGAUGGAACCACAAACUACUGAAUGCCCCAUGCUACGUAUUUUUCUUUUGCCAUUUAGAAAAAAAUGGAAGCAAAGGUUUUAUUUGGAGAACAAGAAAAUAUUGUUUUGUAUUGUAGAAAAUAAGAGGAAUGAUUUUUUUUUGCCUGGCCAUAGGUAGAGGGGCAUCAAUCCAAAAGAUUUUGAAAGGGCUCUGCCCCCUGGUUUCAGGCUUCUGGACUUUUCAAUUGUAGAACAAGUGAGAAGCAAGAUGAAUUAGAAGGCUGGUUAUGCAAAGAUUUGGCUAUAUUUUUUUGCGAAAGACCUACCUUCCUAAGUGCUCUCCUGAAGACAUUUGCUAUUCUGAACUAUGUAGCUAUACUUUCCCACUAUCUUAAGAGGCAGUAUUACUACUCUAGGUGUUUUUAAGAUUUAGAGUUAGAGGUCACACAACUUGGGUAACCUUAAGUGCAUUUAUGGUUUUGCCCUCAUGGCUUUAGCAUGUUGUCCAGAUCUAGUCAGUUUGGUUAGUUUGUGCUUCAUUGUAUUUUGGGGACCAAGAAAAUGGACUAAUACAGGAAUGCAAUUGCGUGAUUUGUGUUUAGUACUUCUUCCCAAAAUAGCUGUAAUGAGAGUCUCUCUAACAGUAUGGCCUUUUUAUAUAUUGGUUUUUAAUAAAAACAACAUGAAUUAACAGUA